AUGACUGCUGCACUUAGGAUGCUUGCUUAUGGAAUAACGGCUGAUUAUAUGGAUGAAUAUCUGAGAAUCGAAGAAAGCACCGCAUUGAAGAGUUUGAAAAAGUUUGUUAAAGCUAUUGUUGUAAUUUAUUCUGAUAAGUACUUAAGGUCACCAAACAACGAUGAUAUUUCUAGAUUGCUAGCAGUUGGUGAAAGUCGCGAUUUUCCUAGAAUGUUGGGGAGUAUAGAUUGUAUGUACUGGAAAUGGAAAAAUUGUCUGACUGCAUUAAGCGGAAUGUAUACUGGUCAUAUACAUGAACCAACAAUUAUUUUGGAAGUAGUGGUGUCGUAUGAUCUUUGGAUAUGGCAUGCAUUUUUUGGGUUACUAGGAUCUCAUAAUGGCAUCAAUGUUCUAGAACAAUCUCCUGUAUUGUCACAACCUAAACCGCCCCUAUAA
Molecule: messenger RNA, 435 nt
Organism: Camellia sinensis
Lineage: Eukaryota; Viridiplantae; Streptophyta; Magnoliopsida; Ericales; Theaceae
Source: RefSeq, a predicted model, not a curated record